UGAAGUUCGCUCGCUUCCGCCUACUCGGGCACGUUCGGGAGCUGUAAAACUUUUAAAUGGAAAAACGAUGAGUUUCCUUCCGUUUUUAUUUACGUAUACGUAUAAAUUGCGCCACAUAAAAAUUGAUACGUUCGAUGAUAAACAGGAAGUGAUAUUGUUUUUCACGAAUCCGUAUAUUAAGAAUGCGAGCAUACCGCCUACAGCUGAAUCGCAGUAUCGAUUUUCAGAUACGGUCAUGAAUACGGGAACCGCGUUCUGGAUUCUUAUCGCUUUUCAUUCGAUCUUCAAUUUCGAAUGUUGUUACAGCCACGACAGACCUAAGAUAGUUACAUACGGCGAUCCUUGCAUCGCGACACGCCAAUUACCAAUCAAGAUCGAGGGACCUAAACCACCCGUAGAGGACGAGAAGAUACCUGUGUCGUUGAAUUUUAGAGUUGUUUCGGAUAUGUAUGUGCAACCACGUCGCGACGAAUACUCGAUAACAAUAGAUGUGCCUUCUACUUCUAUUAAAUCGCAAUCAGACAGUGUCAUUAUAGACGAUACAUCGCGAGGAACAUUUUACACGUACAAUACUCACGUUCCUCCUGCUGUCGAGGCACCGCCAGCCUCCAAACAUUAUAACUUCGUAAUUGACGAGACAGUUCGGAACAUUGAUAUUCCUCAAGGCAACGAGCAAUCCGAAGGAAUGUUUCAUCAACGAUUGAAGGGACUCAGAACUCGUAUCGAUACAGUGCUUGUUCCUGCUUGCGAGGUUCAGCCAUCUUACGAAUGUUAAGCUACUUGAGGAAUAUGAAAUUUCUGUAAAUACAAGAAGCAUGAUGUAAUACAGGCUAAUAAAAUCAAUCGAACGAAUAAUAAUAUAUCGUUUCC
Hylaeus anthracinus is the source of this 870-nucleotide messenger RNA. RefSeq lists its product as uncharacterized. The record is from RefSeq and is a predicted model, not a curated record. Lineage: Eukaryota; Metazoa; Arthropoda; Insecta; Hymenoptera; Colletidae. The coding region runs from base 68 to 775 and encodes 235 amino acids. The transcript has 3 exons.